CCGAUACGCCUCGCAUUCAACAUUUCAACUCCCCAACCAUCCUUCACUCUUCCCGUGCUCUUCCUUUUCUCCUUUCUCUCUCUACAAAAUUGCUCUAUUUUUGAUUUUUUUUGUCUUCUGAAUUUGAAGAUUCCAAGUUAACAAUUGAACACUUUGCGGUUUUUUUUAAAUUCUAUCUAAUGAGAUAUUAACUGAAAAAGUGCCAAAAAAGGAGGGAGAUGAGAAACGGCCGAACUGUGUGCUCGUCGGAAUCGGUGAACGGCGGCCAGGAUGUCUAUAGCUGUAAAGAGUCCGGUGCUUCGUCUCCGGAUCAUCUUGUUGUCAUGGUCCACGGUAUUCUCGGAAGUACCACAGAUUGGAAGUUCGCGGCAGAACAAUUCGUCAUGGCACUCCCUGACAAAGUUUUUGUUCAUUGUAGUGCUAGUAACAUGGCUAUCCUAACAUUGGAUGGUGUUGAUGUUAUGGGUGAGAGAUUGGCAGAAGAGGUCCUUGAAUUAAUAAAAGAAAAGCCUGGUUUACGGAAGAUUUCUUUUAUUGCACAUUCUGUUGGAGGACUUGUAGCAAGGUAUACCAUUGGCAGACUAUAUAGAUCCACAAGAAGGCAAAAUACAGAGGAGUUAUCUACUGAUACCCCUGAAGAAGUGUCAAAGGGCACCAUUGCUGGUUUGGAACCAAUGAAUUUUAUCACUGUUGCCACACCUCAUCUUGGAUCAAGGGGCAACAAGCAGGUGCCAUUUCUUUUCGGAGUUACUGCCUUUGAGAAAGUUGCAGGCCAUGUGAUUCAUUUGAUAUUCAGGAGAACAGGCAGACACCUUUUCCUAAGGGAUGAUGAUGAAGGGAAGCCUCCAUUACUUAGACGCAUGGUGGAAGAUGAUGGUGAAUUGCUUUUCAUGUCUGCCUUGCGUUCAUUCAAGCGCCGAGUGACUUAUUCGAAUGUUGCUUAUGACCAUAUUGUUGGCUGGAGAACAUCAUGCAUAAGAAGAAAUAACGAACUGCCUAAGUGGGAAGAAUCCUUGAACAAGAAAUAUCCCCACAUUGUGUAUGAAGAGCGGUGCAAGGCAUGUGAUGGUGAGCAGGGUGAGUCUAUUGUUAUGGAAGAUGAUUGUCAAGACAAGCUGGAAGAGGAACUGGUGACAUUUUUAUCUCGUGUGCCAUGGGAGAAAGUAGAUGUCAGCUUCCAUACAAGCAGAAUGAAAUUCGCUGCUCAUAGUAUUAUCCAGGUCAAAGUCCAGAGUGUGCAUUCAGAGGGCGCAGACGUUAUACAACAUAUGAUUGAUCACUUUCUUCUAUAGAACAGCAAUUUUUUAGUAAGCUACUAUGUGCAUCAGCAGCCUCACCACUUUUUAUUAACAGCCUUUUGUCUUCAAGGCUUACCGCUUACCUGAUGUCAUAUGCUGAUAAUCAACGUGUAUCAAAGGCUGCAGGUUGAAAGGUCAGUUCUCAUGAUGCUAUCAUUUAGUAAGCUACAAACGAAGCAACCUAUGUGAGAUCUAAUUUAUUGUUGAUGUGCUGCAGUGUAUAAUAUUACACUUUGGUCCAACUAAUAAAACAGAAUUACAAUUGUAUUCCACUAUUCCGUAUUUAAUGUUCACACAAUAUUUGUAUUCCCCCAAUCCCCUACCCCCCAGAAUAUAUCUUCUUUAUAAACCAUUUAAUUUUUUUUAAA
Messenger RNA from Ipomoea triloba (trilobed morning glory), 1666 nucleotides. Its product is annotated as putative lipase YOR059C. NCBI's taxonomy places the organism in Eukaryota, Viridiplantae, Streptophyta, Magnoliopsida, Solanales, Convolvulaceae. Bases 219 to 1292 code for a protein of 357 amino acids. The transcript is spliced from 10 exons. The record is from RefSeq and is a predicted model, not a curated record.